CGUCAGACGAUGCACAAAGUCGCUUGUCCUUAACGAUACACGUUUCACAUUCUUAUAUUUACGUUCAUUUAAAAAAAAACGCUUUUCUUGAACUCAAAGAGACUCAUCAUGUUGAACAGAUUUAGCUUCAUGGAGCAGAGGAUGGAUUUUUCGUUCUACAGAUUUCGGAGUUAAAUAAAGGAAGUUUGACUGAAUAGUCAUUUUUGAAUGGUUAAAAUUGGAUAAUAGAAGGACUACUUUGUUGUUGUUGGUUUUUUUAAUGGAAACAUGGCCCACAAACAAGUAUCCCUGCACUUUCUCCUUCUCUUCUUCCUCUUUGUCCACCUGCUCCCCGCUUCCGCUCGUCGGUCUCACUACUCCGGAAGAAUCGUGGAGAACUCCCCGGCCGGGACGCCCGUGGACGGCGUGGCCGUGCCGGUAUUUGCCGGUGUCUGCCCCGGUCGUGGGGCCACGUUGAAGGGGAGCUACGCGUCCGACUUCCGUCUCCGUCUGCUCCACGGACGCCGGCGCCACCUGGUUCUGGUGUCAUCCAAACGUUUGGACCGGGAGUUCAUCGCCAUGUACGAGCUUACCGUGGAGCGGUGUGCGGGGGUUCCGGUGUUGAUCCAGGUGGAGGUUACGGACGUCAACGACAACGCGCCCCGCUUCACAGCCGGUAAUAGAACCCUGGAGGCGGACGAGUUUACCCCGCUCGGCACCGAGUUAGCUCGGUUCGACGCCAAGGACGGAGACGCGGAUGUAAAUGGACGCGUUACAGUUUACGCACAGCCCGAGUCCAACUUGCUCCGCGUGGACCCGGAGAGCGGACAGGUGACGCUGGCGGGCUCCCUCCGCGGGCUGAGCCGAGUCACAACCCGGCUUUACGUCAAAGACGGCGGGGAAGAGCCGCUGGUCGGCGGGCCGGUCGUCCUGGAAGUCCUGGUGCGCCGGUCGGGCAGGACCCAUUCUGCCAAGCGGAAGUCGCGCGCCCUGGCUGAGGAGGUGACCUACGCCGUGAGCAUCCCGGAUCAAGCCGGCAUCGGGGAUCUGGUGUUCACGGUUCCCGACCGGAGGUUCGAGCAGCGAUGGUUCGAAGUGAGCUCCGACGCCGAUUCGCCGGUGCAGAUUGAGAGGGACUCCGGAAGAGUGUUCCUCGCGCGCAGGCUGCCGGAGCCUGCGGAGGUGAUGGUCAAGAUCCACAAACGCAGAGGUGACGAGUGGUACCUGUGCCGGUUGACUCUGAGCUCACUCAGUCAGGCCCAUCUGCAGUGGACCAUGUUCCCGGCCCCCUAUCUAGCGGCCGUGGGUCCCGACGCUGCCCCCGGGUCUGUGGUCUACCGCUUGUCCUCACGGCAACGUGACGGCACCCUCGGACAGCCUCAGUUCAUCCUAUUGGACGGUGGUAUGGACUGCUUCGAGGUGGACCGGCGCUCAGGCGAAGUCAGGACCACGGGGCGCCCCUUGACCCCCAGCCAUGAAUAUCAUCUGCGGGUUCAGGCGGUGGACGCCGACGGCAUCAAAGGUCCGCCGGCCACCGUGUCGGUCCUCGCCGGCUUCCGCCCGCCGCAGUUCACCGACGCCACCUAUCAGCUCAACGUGGCUGAGAACGUGGCCGUUGGACAGCCUGUGGGUGCAGUCCAAGCCGUGUCUUUCCAGAAGAAGACGUUGGCUUAUCUGCUGCAGUCGAAUCCCGGCAAUCUGUUCAGCAUCAACCAGGAAAGCGGCGCCCUCAGCCUCACCCGCACCGUCGACUACGAGAAUGGGCACAACGUGCACACGCUGCAAGUCCGAGCCUCUGAGCCCGACACUGGCCUCAGCGGCGUGUGUGAGGUUGUUGUCUACAUAACAGAUGAAAACGACUGCACCCCGGAAUUCUUGCACUCCAUUUAUACCCGAGACAACGUUCCUGAGAAUGUCGCUCCCGGAACGUCACUGCUGCAAGUUCUGGCCCGGGACUGCGACUCGGGUGUCAACUCGGAGCUCUCCUACUCAGUCCAUGGCGACGACUUUGACAUAACAUCUGCGGGCGUGGUCAGCGCUGCCCGCCGGCUGGAUUACGAGCGGCCCAAUCACGUCUACGAGUUCCUAGUGGUUGCCGUGGACGCCGGAACGCCGCCUCGCACCGGCACCGCCUCCAUACGCGUCCGGGUGGCCAACACUAAUGACGAGACCCCCAUCUUCUCGCAGACAGUCUACAAGACAUUCUUGAGUGAGGAUGCGGGCCCAGACACCCUGGUCGCCAUCGUCCACGCCAACGACCCUGAUGGCGACGGUGUCUCGUAUGCUAUCACUGGUGGCAACGAGGACAGCAAUUUCCUAUUGGACAACCAAAAAGGCAUCAUUAAGCUGCGGCGGAGCCCUCCGCCUCGACUCAAAGGUCCUCAGUACGUCCUCACCAUCACCGCUACAGAUGACAAUGCAUCCGGCGGUCCGUACCCACUCAGCAGCUCAGCUCAGGUCAUCGUGGGAAUCAACGACAUCAACAACAACAAACCCAUCUUCCUGGAGUGUCAGAACUACAGUUCGAAAGCCGCCGUUCUGGAGAAUCAGCCCCCCGGGACUUUUGUGUUGAGGGUCCAGGCUCAGGAUGCUGACAUGGGGGUGAACGGAGAAGUCAAGUACGGCAUCAUGCACAGGGAUGGGGUGUCGUCUGGAUUUGACAUCCAUCCAGACACUGGCGUGAUCACGACGGCGGUGAGUUUCGACCGGGAGCGUCAGCGCGAGUUCACGCUGUCGGUAACCGCCACCGACCAAGCCGAGGAACCGCUCAUCGGCAUCUGCCAGAUCACCGUCCUCGUCGCAGACCAGAAUGACAACGACCCCAAAUUCGAGAACAGCCGCUACCAGUACUUCCUACGAGAGGACACGGCCGUGGGGACUAGCUUCCUGCGGGCGGCGGCGCACGACGACGACCAGGGUAGCAAUGCGGCCAUCGCAUAUUCGCUGUCCCCGCAGAGGCCCGCGUACCUCCACAUCAACCCCGGCACGGGAUGGAUUUAUGUCAACCAGCCCAUCUCGCAGACGUCCAAAAUCAACCAACAGAUCGUGGCGUCCGACGGCGGCAACCGCAGCAGCUCCGUGGAACUCACCGUCAUCAUCACCAACGUCCACAACCAGCCGCCACACUGGGAGCAGCCUGAGUACUGGGUCACUGUGCCCGAGAACACCGUCAGGGACGCCAAGAUCCUGACGGUUAAGGCCACGUCUGCACUGGGUGACCCAAGGGUCACCUACAACCUGGAGGAGGGUCAGGUACCCGAGACCAACAUGCCCGUGCGCUUCUACAUAAAACCAAACCGAGCGGGUGGCUCGGCGUCCAUCCUGGUGGCCGAGAACUUGGACUACGAGACAACGCGCUUCUUCGCUCUCCGGGUUCGAGUCCAAAACGUUGCUGCCGUGCCGCUUGCCUCCUUCGCAACUGUUUACGUCAACGUCACAGACGUGAAUGACAACGUUCCUUUCUUCCUGUCCUCCACGUACGAGGCAACGGUUCCCGAGGGAGCCGAGGUCGGCACGUCGGUGGCUCAGGUGUCGGCCAUCGACUUGGAUUCAGGCCUUCACGGCAUGGUCCACUACACCAUCUUGAAGGAUGAGAGUGGAGACUCUGGGUUGUUCAGCAUCCAUCCGAUGAGCGGCGUCAUCACCACGCGGGCCUCCUUUGAUCGAGAACAAAAAGCCUCCUACCUUAUCGAGGUCCAGUCGCAGGACGGCUCUGAGUCGGCAAGACCGGGACAGCAGGGACAGCCCAACACCGACACGUCCUACAUCAGGAUCUUUGUGGCGGACGUCAACGACAACGCGCCGGCAUUCCCACGCUCGGUGUAUGAGGUGAGCGUGGAAGAGGACAAGGAGGUGGGCUUCGUCAUCAUCACCGUCACAGCCAACGACCACGACGAAGGUGCCAACGCCAAACUACGCUAUCAGAUCGCAGCGGGCAACACCAUGGGCACUUUCGACGUGGAGCCCGAGGUGGGCACCGUCUUUGUGGCGCAACCGCUGGACUAUGAGAUGGAGCGGCGCUUCGAGCUGCGACUGGUGGCCUCGGACGGCAAGUGGGAGAACGAGACGCUGGUGGUGGUGCAGGUGGUCAACCGUAACGACGAGGCGCCCGUCUUCAGCCUCAGCGAGUACCACGCCGUCAUCCAGGAGGAGCUCAACGAGCUGCCCGUGUUCAUCAUGGAGGUUUCCGCCACCGAUCCUGACCAAGAUGCCGACCAGACCGCUCUGCGCUACUCCCUCCACGGCCAAGGCGCAGGCGGUGAGUUCACUAUCAAUGAGCGCACCGGGAGGAUCUACGCCCAACGGCGUCUAGACCGGGAGGAACGUCCAGCCUGGAGAUUCCUGGUCCUGGCCACAGAUGAGGGAGGGUCGGGACUCACAGGAUUUGCGGACGUCCUAUUGGAGGUACGCGACAUCAAUGACAACGCGCCUUUCUUCCCGUGCCCGGCGCUGGAAGUGGAUGGCUGUUUUGUUGGCCAAGUGCCUGAAAACUCCCCCGCCGACACCUCCGUCAUGGAGAUGAGAGCUAUGGACUUGGACGACGCCAACGAAGGCAAGAACGCAGCACUGAGCUACAGCAUCGUCAAGAACGUCCGCAAUGAGAUCAACCUCAACCUUUUCUCCAUCAACGCCACCACGGGAACCAUCUACACCGUGCUGCGCUCCCUGGACCGGGAGGCGGAGGAGCGCUAUCUGGUGGUUGUGGAGGCCCGGGAUGGUGGGGGUUUGGCUGGGACAGGGACCGCCACCAUCCUGGUUUCGGACGUUAAUGACCACCCGCCCAUCUUCUCCCAGAGGGUCUACUCCACCCAGGUAACUGAGGACCUGGAGGUGAACAGCGAGGUUCUCGUGGUGUCUGCCACCGAUGGAGACCAGGACGAGAAUGCCGUAGUGACCUUCAGCAUUGUGGGGGGUGACGAUGACAGGAAGUUCUCGGUGGAGACUGACAAGGUGAACCGACGCGGCGUGAUCAAGCUCAAGAAGAAAGUGGACUUUGAGAAGCCCCAGGAGAGGACUUUCAAUCUCACUCUGAAAGCCGAGGAUGCGGAUUUCUUCAGCUUGGCGAACUGUCUGGUGCAGGUGGAGGACGCCAAUGAUCACGCUCCCGUCUUCUUACCGCAGUUCUACGAGUCGCCGGCCAUGUCCGAGGACGUUCCUGUGGGCACUAUUGUUGCCCAGGUGAUGGCUACCGAUCUGGACUCUGGACAAAACGGACGGUUUUCUUACAGUAUCGCCAAGGAGUCCGACCCCUACGAUCAGUUUCUCGUGGACCAAUCUGGUUGGGUGGUGGUGGCGAAGUCUUUGGACCGGGAAAAAAUCUCUCAGCAUCGGGUCAUGGUCCUCGCCACGGACGCCGGCAACCCAGGACUGACUGGCACAGCAAUCGUCAUGGUAACUGUCCUGGACGUCAACGACAACGGGCCGGAGUUUGAGGCACCCUACAGGCCGGUGGUGUGGGAGAACACAGCAGCCCCGCAGGCGGUGUGGAUGAACGCCAGCUCACAGCUGCUGCACGCCACCGACCGCGAUCUCUCCUCGAACGGUGGACCUUUUUCCAUACGCCUUCUUCCGCUCACCGCCGACGCGGCCGAAUUCAACCUGACCGACUUCCGCAACGGCAGCGCCUGCGUCACCGCCCUGCGGACAUUUGACCGCGAGCGCCAAAAGGAAUACCGACUCCCUAUCCUCAUGAUCGACAGCGGUUCGCCCGCCAUGAGCUCCACCAGCACGCUAACGGUGGUCAUCGGAGACCGCAACGACCACCCUCACUCACCGGGGCACACCAAUUUCAUAGUGUACAGUUACGAAGGUAUCCUGCCAACGACAGUGCUGGGCCAAAUCCCAUCCCCGGAUCUCGACGACUGGAGCGAGAAGACGUACCAAUUUGAAGGCAAACCAUCCCGAUUGUUCAGCGUGAACCACAGUUCUGGCCAGCUGAGCAUCAGGGAGGGGGUCCCUCCUGGCUCCUACCAGCUGCAGGUACGCGUGUCCGAUCCUGCCUGGCCGGACGUCACAUCCACAGCGCAGGUGGACGUGAUGGAGCUGCCGCAGGAAGUGCUACGGAACGCCGCCUCCCUCCGACUACGCAACAUGACGGUAGAAGAGCUGUUCUUGUCCCAUGGCGGCGAGGAGAUCCGCUUCUCCCAUUUAGGUCGGAUACUGGCCGAUCUCUUCCAGACGACUCCGGAGAAGGUCCACGUCUUCUCCGUGGAAGACGCCGGCCCAGACCGGGAGAGGGAGCUGAGCGUGUGGUUCGCCGCGCAUGGCUCGCCGUAUUACAAGGCCGAGAAACUGCAUGGUUACGUGGCGGCCAAUAAAGCAAAGCUGGAAGCCAUGCUGGGCGUGUCCAUCUCCCAGGUGGGCGUGGACGACUGCCCCCACGCCGACUGCGCUCAAUCCGGAGGUUGCUCCACUCAAGUGUCCUUCGGUCAGAUCCCGACGGCCCUCAGCACGGGCAACGUGUCUUUGGUUUCCCUGCCGGCCAAGACCGCGGCGCGGUGUGGUUGCCGCGGACGUGAGGCCAUGCACCUGCCUUGCUCGUCAUACCCAAACAACCCCUGCCUCAACGGGGGCACCUGCCAAGAUAGUCCGCUAGGCUACAGAUGCAAGUGUCGGCCCCUGUUCGACGGGCCCGAGUGUCAGCAGACCAAGCACAGCUUCGGUGGCGGGGGCUACGCUUGGUUCCCCGCCUUGGCGCCGUGCUUCCGGAGCCACAUUUCCAUGGAGUUCCUGACCGAGGCGGCCGACGGGUUAUUGCUCUACAAUGGACCACUCGGACGCACCGCGCAACCGGGAGAGUCCGAAGACUUCAUUUCUAUCGAGUUGAAGAACGGCGUGCCGGUCCUGAACGUGAAUCACGGCUCCGGAACUCUCACCCUGCAGCUUCCGCCCAAAUCCAACGUGGCAGACCGCCGCUGGCAUCGACUCGACGUCAUCAGCGAUGGCAAGGCUGUGCAGCUGGUCCUGGAUCAGUGCUCAGGGGCGCCGGUGAGCGAACCGGAGGGAGUCGGUGGCGGAGACUCUCGAGAAGCGGAUGAGUCCGGCUGCAGGGUGGCCGGUCAAACGCCAGGAAACGAGAGUCACCUUAACGUGUAUCAGCCUCUCCAGCUGGGCGGCGUGAAGCAGACGUCUUCUCGACUGCCGUACACAAGUUUCAGCGGCUGCAUCCGCAACCUGCUGGUGGACACUCAGAUGUACGACCUGGCGCGACCCGGCGAGAGUGUGGACAGCACCCCGGGGUGCAGUGCAACAGACGGCGUUUGUUUAACGGCGGCCGGGCCCUCCUGUGGGGCCCGCGCCUCCUGCCUCGCUGACUGGGGAUCGUUCAGCUGCGAGUGUCACCCAGGACACAGCGGACACAAGUGUGACACUGUGGUUCCAGAGUUCUCUUUGGACUCCAACAGCGUGCUGAGAUUCCAUCUUCGAGCCGGGGGCAGCACCAACCGGCGCACCAACAUCCAACUGCUCCUGCGCACCCGCGCCACCUCGGGCACUUUGCUCUCCGUCAUGUCCCGGGAAGCCGACGAGUACAUCGUGUUGGAGAUCGCAGAGGGUCACCUGUCGGUCCGGGCCGACCUGGGCGACGGGGCCCACGCCCUGCGGCUCUCGGGCCACCGGGUGGACGUGGGCCAGUGGGUGCUGGUGGGACUCAGUCGUCAUGACAACCUGUUUGUCCUGCGACUGGAGCAGGGUGGCGGCUCGCGGGAGGUUCAGGCGCGGUUGGGGAACCGGCGGGAGCUGGUGGUGGACCCGGCGAGCAUCACUGUGGGGAGGGGAGCCCGCGGACGAGAAGACGAUGGCUUUAAGGGUUGCAUGCGGGACGUCCGUUUUAAUGGGCGAACGCUACCUCUGGACGGACAGAGCGGCGGUGAGCUGGUGAGCGUGCUGGAGCGGCGCGGAGUCACGUUGGGCUGUUUCAGCGAUGCCUGCCGGACACAACCUUGCCCCGACCCGCUGCGCUGUGUGGACCUGUGGAGGAAACAUCAGUGCAGGUGCCCCAGUGGCCAGGUGAUACUGACAGACGAGUCUGGCGCAGAGCGCUGCGUACCGUCGCCGUGCGGCCCCGCUUCAUGCCGCAACGGCGGCGCGUGCCAGCCGCUGUCGGCCGACAGCUUCCGGUGCCGCUGCCAGGAGGGUUUUCGCGGGCAACGCUGCGAGCUGGGCCAGUAUCGAGGCCACCGGCUGGCCGCCCUCAGCCCAAGCUCCAUCCUGGCCAUCAGCAUGUGUCUGCUCGUCUUCUUUGCCGUGCUGGUAGCGGUGACUGUGUGGAACCAGAAGGGCAGCCGCAACAAGUUCCGUAAGCGCGGCGUCUACCACAUCCCGACAGAGCACGAGAGCUGGGAGGACGUCCGCGAAAACAUCCUCAACUAUAACGAGGAAGGCGGCGGUGAGCAGGAUCAGAAGGGCUACGACAUGACUGAGCUGAAGCGUCCUCUGCGUUCCAGCCUGUCUCAGUCAUCUUCGUGCACCACGGCCCCGCUCAUCAAAUCGUCUCCGGGUUCACAAGAGGAGGUGCGCCCCCCUGGUGCCUCCUGCGCACCCUACCUCAGCAUCCCGCAGCCACACCUCCACACGCAUCCCCCGCCCCCGCCCUCAUCGUCGCGCUCUCACGUGGACUUCAAGAGCUAUGUGUCUCGCAUCGUGUGGGAGGCGGACCAGGACGAGGGCGCGUUCCCGGAAGACGUCUUCCACAGGUGGCGGGAGGAAGGAUCCGGAACUCCGGCAGGGAGCCUCAGCUCGCUGGAGAAUGCCGACGAGGAGGAGGAAAACGAAGCGGAGAGGCCGCAGGAACGGCUGUCCCGCUGGGGACCAAAAUUCCAGACGCUCAGCGACAUGUACGACCGCCCUCAGGUGGCACUCUCGUACGGAACCACCGCACGACGGCCUCCCAGCCACUAGGGGGCCACCUGGCAUUCUCGGCUCCUCCUCAUUUCUGGACUUGACAUUGCUUUGCCCAAAAGUUAAAACUGGGAGCCUGCAUUGCAAAUUGGACACCUUCCGCCAUCUUUGAAGAGGGCAAAGUGACGUUUUUCCAAACUUGGCGGCAAUAAUCAUUUAAUGUUUUUCCUGGAGCUUUUUCGGACCCUUUCCUUCCCCCUUUUCAGACACAUUUACAAUCUGAAGUUCCCGGAACCUUUUAGUAUUAAUUAAUUAAAGUUAGUCCUGCACUAGUCAUGUAUUUUUGUUUCCUUUUCUCCAACUAAAAUAAAGACUAAACAUUUUUAAUUAGUCCUCAGAUGCCUUAGCAAUGUACUUGUGACUUAUUUUUUAAAAAUAGAUUCAACAAUCAAUCAUCUUGACCAACCUUGCUUUGCCCACCACCUAUGUUCACAGGACACCCCCCACCCCAAAAAUAUAUAUUUUUUCACCUCAAAGUCAAAAGAAUACAUUUUUGAUGAGAACAUUUUAGGGUGGGAACCUAUUUUCAAUCUAAAGCUAAAAAAUAAUUUUCCCUAUAUCUGAAGUAUGUGUGCUUCAUAGUUCAAUUGAAAAAAAAGUUGAGUGUUGUUUGAAUUGUAUGAUACAAUGUAAAUAUGGACAUUUUUAUAAUUACCUGAAAAGAAUAUUUCCUUUUGUACAUGAAUUGUAAUAAAUAAAAAUAACUUUUUCCCUGGA
Hippocampus zosterae (dwarf seahorse) is the source of this 9594-nucleotide messenger RNA. RefSeq names its product neural-cadherin. Gene Ontology annotation, biological process: homophilic cell-cell adhesion. Gene Ontology annotation, cellular component: plasma membrane. Gene Ontology annotation, molecular function: calcium ion binding. Lineage: Eukaryota; Metazoa; Chordata; Actinopteri; Syngnathiformes; Syngnathidae. The record is from RefSeq and is a predicted model, not a curated record. The transcript has 34 exons. The coding region runs from base 268 to 8877 and encodes 2869 amino acids.